This is a messenger RNA of Adelges cooleyi (spruce gall adelgid), 555 nucleotides long. RefSeq lists its product as uncharacterized. The transcript is spliced from 3 exons. The record is from RefSeq and is a predicted model, not a curated record. The coding region runs from base 1 to 555 and encodes 184 amino acids. NCBI's taxonomy places the organism in Eukaryota, Metazoa, Arthropoda, Insecta, Hemiptera, Adelgidae.
AUGAUAAAAAAUGCACUUUACACAUCCAAGCGCAAUACCAAAAGAAAAAUUAUACCAUACCAUCAAAAUGCCGUGCAUUUUUUCAAGCGUAAGCUUUCUGAGAGUUGCUUUGCGUUUAACAACGCAUUACCAAGGUAUCGCGACAAUCUAAAGUCAGACUUGGCUACAUGUACGUGGUAUUUGCUGUUGGAAACUCCGAAUUAUUCGCCGAGUCGAGAUGCAGCGUUUUCCUGUUGUCGCCAACUGGAAGAGCGGUGUGCGGUCGACAUUGGUAGUUGGCUGUCCAUGGUCAAGCACAAGCUGUUUCGCUUUUCCCUCAAUUCAGACGUGGACGACUUGGACAGGCAAAUCGUUCACGCCGACGCACUUGUGUACUUGGGAAGCUUAACCGCGGCUACAGUGGAACCCAUGUCGGUGGGCACGGCUGCAAAGGCCGUCUAUGGAAUGAGCCGAGCUUGGAAAAUAUACCAACAGAGUUACGCAGCGGUGUUGAAAGUGUACAGCGCCAUUUUCGACGUCGGUAAUGUUAUAAUUAAAACACAGUUUUGUGGUUAG